AUGGAUGACGUAACACCCCAUUAUCUUCCUGCGGAAGAGUCGAGCGACGAAUCGGAUAAUGAAAAUGAAAACGUUGUUGCCAAGAAAAAAAUCGUCAAGAAAAAGCGAAUUUACGACAUCAUGAUGCCCCAUCAUCAGCAAAAGAAAGAAGGCGGUUUCUUCAAAAAGGCGCGAAAGGAGAAGUUCCCGAUGUUUCCUUUCAACGAGAAUCGAAUAAAAUGGGACGAUUACGGCGAAAUUAUCAAUCCAGACGACUACAAAACGCACGAGCUAAUUCCUGAAAGUCAUCCUUCAAAUGACGAUUUAGCUGGAAGAGAACAGUCUGUUACUUUUGGCCGCCACAAUCCUAAUCAAAAGAAGAAGAGAAAAGCUGACACUCCCGAAGAAAAAGAAAAAAUGCCGACAAAGUGUAUCAAAUCACGAGAACAGGUUUCAAUAAGAUGCAACAUCAAAUUCAUCGAUUUCGAAGGACGAGUCGACGGCGAAUCUCAACUCCAAAUCCUGUCGACAAUCAAGCCAAAAGAAUUGAUCCUUAUCUGCACGAAAGAAAAGUACAAGGACAAGCUCAUCAAAGAUAUCAAAUCAAGAGUCCAGGGAAUAAAAAUUCACAUGCCAGUGAGCUACUUGAAUUUCGUUCGCGUUGGAAGCAAAGAUAUCGAAGUCGCGAGAAUUCGAGGAAGACUGGACUACUUUGGCGGUCGACUCGAGCUGCAGGAGGAGUUGGAAGAGCCGAGAAAGCUUGAAAUUGAUGAUAUUCCAACUUUUCAGCCUGUUUCAAAUACCUGCUCAAGUGGGGACGACACUAUCUUCAUAAACGAUACAAAGCUUACAGAUCUCAAGUCAAAGCUAAUCGAAAUGGGCAUGCAAGCAGAAUUUAUCGGCAAGAUUUGA
Oikopleura dioica is the source of this 891-nucleotide messenger RNA. The record is from the annotation of a GenBank genome assembly. NCBI's taxonomy places the organism in Eukaryota, Metazoa, Chordata, Appendicularia, Copelata, Oikopleuridae.